CUUCUUCUUAAUAAAAUAGAGCCAUAUAAAAAUAUAUUCGUCUUUCUUUAAUACAGAAUAUUAUUCAUGUCGUUAUUUGAUAUAGAUAUUUCAAAGUCUAUAUGGAAUGGAAAGAUUCCAAUCAAGAUUACACUUGAUCCAACAGAAAUAGAUGUUUAUGGAAAAGACAAAAUUUGGGAUCCUAUUUAUCUUGAAGCAUCUCGUUGUUCAUACUUUCCUUUGAUUACAAAACAUUUGCACCAUUUAUUCUCCGAAUUAGGAAUGCAAGUUUCUGAAGAAGCAUUUCAAUCAAUUUGGUAUGAAUAUAACAAUAAGCCUUUAAAAUGGCAUUAUCCUAUUGGAUUGUUAUUUGACUUGCAUUCGAAAUCAACAUUAUUACCAUGGCCAAUUACUCUACAUUUCAAAGAUCUACCUACUAAUGAUAUUUUAUUAAAGCCAACUUUGGAAACAAUGCAUGACAUGUUUAUGUCUAUGGUGAAAGAGGCAGACUUUCUUCGCUAUGGAAGUACGAAAAAGGUCAUGAAUCUUUCAAAGUAUGACUCGACACAAUUAUGGCAGUCUUUGAUAGUAGAUCGAUUUGAAGAUUUUAGAGCAGUCAAUAAACAAUUAAUAGAAUAUUCGAAUCAACUUCAACAUAUACCAUUAAGGAUUUAUUUACCUGAAAACUGUCCUAUAAUUCAAGAACUUGUUCCAUUUCAUUCUGAUACAGAGAAAGAAAUAAUACCUACAAUAGGCGAUAUUCUUAAAAGAUUAAUUCCAGACUUAUUUAUUGAGAAUGAAUUAGAUCCAAAUAUUGAAAUUAUAAUACAUGGUAUUGAAUUACCCUUAGACACUCCCGUACACUGGGCAUAUGAAAACCUUUCGUUUGCUGAUAAUUUUUUGCAUAUUGUGAUAAGAAAAAAAUAAAAAUGAUUUGUAGUAGCUCUUAGUUAACCAUCAUCUUACACUUUAUUUAUAAAAAAUAAAAUAAAAUAAAGAUAGGCCGAAAUAAGACACA
Cokeromyces recurvatus is the source of this 997-nucleotide messenger RNA. RefSeq names its product autophagy protein Apg5-domain-containing protein. The coding region runs from base 67 to 906 and encodes 279 amino acids. The transcript has 6 exons. Lineage: Eukaryota; Fungi; Mucoromycota; Mucoromycetes; Mucorales; Mucoraceae. Gene Ontology annotation, cellular component: phagophore assembly site membrane; cytoplasm; Atg12-Atg5-Atg16 complex. The record is from RefSeq and is a predicted model, not a curated record. Gene Ontology annotation, biological process: cellular response to nitrogen starvation; nucleophagy; autophagy of mitochondrion.